AUGGUUGGGUUUUCAGCUCCAGACUGCUUCCUGGACCCUGGUCGGGAAGUCUGGAAACAGGUCUUUUCUGCAAGACACGAAGACAUGUGCAAUACGCCUCAACCUCCGCAUCCCGACGGCCACAUAUAUGCAAUCUUCAACAAAUCCAAGUUCAGCCGGCUAGACUCCGUCCGCGGACCUGCGAAACCUAUCGACACUUGGCUCGACCCCAAAUAUAGUAUCGACGACAUAUUUUACGACCGCAUCCGGCCUGCGCUUGUGCUAGCGACACGGUUCAUAGAGAUGACGUCGGAAUUCUUCAACAUCCUCUUCUUCGGAGAAUUUGUGUAUGGGGACGAGAUAAUAAGAUAUAAUCGUCAUGAGCAAUUUGAGCUUGGAUCCCAAAGGUUCCCAGCUAUGAUGAAUGACCUCUACAAUAUGCAGUUCUUCACUGGCUAUCACGAGGAUAGCCGCAAGGACUCGUAUGGAACGACUCACUACGGGACAUACCCAAACGAUUCCACGCCACAAAUGGCAACCAUCGUUGUGCAGCUCAACACGAAAUUCACAACAUUCUUUACCCACUACCACUAUGACAUAUUUACAGAUGAGGUCAAGAACAUGAUGAAACUCAUUCUAGCCAUCACGCUGGUGCACGAACUGGUCCAUGUAUGGUACAAUUUCCGGAGAAUGGAAAUGGCUCGACUUGGAGACCUUCCUCUGUGCCUCGCCAUGAAGAAGGAGCCGUAUUUCUUCGGAUACGAGAGGUCACCCGAGUUGGGCUUCUCUUGGGAACACUUUGCGUUCAGGGGCAUGCCCCAAUUGAACUGUUUGGGUGACGGGCCUUAUGCACGGGCGAAGGGUCUCAUCUUGAUGCCUUUGCUGCAAGGCAGUGACCUGAACGGCGAGGUUGCUGUGGACUCGGCGGUUGUGCGCGCCCUUCUCGACAAACAUUGCUGGGAUAUGUACGAAAGAGUGCUCAUAGGGGACCUUGCUCCCGCUUACUGCUCUAUCAGAGAGCUGGGCAUUUUGGAGAGAAUGAGGACGGUUGUCGCGCUGUUGGCAUUCAAAUCCAAGACUGGUCGCCUGCCUUCUUCGCAGGAGUUACUCCGAGCCAAGGGCGCGCCAGUGCCCUCCCAAGCCAAGCAGCAAGAGUUUGCGAAGGAAGAUCUCUCCAUCUCACCAUCUGCGGAAUCAAUACUGUCGAAAGAUGCCGAGGUCGCCGAGGUGACCAUCAUGAUGGAACAGGGGUGUCAUUGCUCAUCUCCACCGUCUCCUACGAGGUUCAUUGGGGAGUGCAUGGACUAUGCAGACCAAUGGGCAUUUUUCUUUAAGAAAGCCAUCUCUGAUUCUACAUACGCGGAUGGAAGGGCACACCGCCAGAAGAGGAUCAAAAGGCCACAAAGAUGA
Fonsecaea erecta is the source of this 1389-nucleotide messenger RNA. RefSeq lists its product as hypothetical. Lineage: Eukaryota; Fungi; Ascomycota; Eurotiomycetes; Chaetothyriales; Herpotrichiellaceae. The transcript has a single exon. The coding region runs from base 1 to 1389 and encodes 462 amino acids. The record is from RefSeq and is a predicted model, not a curated record.